Messenger RNA from Zerene cesonia (dogface butterfly), 2647 nucleotides. RefSeq names its product probable serine/threonine-protein kinase nek3. Gene Ontology annotation, molecular function: strictosidine synthase activity. The coding region runs from base 168 to 2222 and encodes 684 amino acids. Gene Ontology annotation, biological process: biosynthetic process. The transcript has 6 exons. The record is from RefSeq and is a predicted model, not a curated record. Lineage: Eukaryota; Metazoa; Arthropoda; Insecta; Lepidoptera; Pieridae.
AAUUGUCAUAUCAUGUCAAUAUAGUAUAUACUACGGAUUUGAUUUUUAAAGUCAAAUUCCAAUUUGUAAAGGUGACCGAUCAUUGAACUUUUGUGAAGUUGUUUUUUCAUCUACCGAUACCGCCACCGCGACCGGCUCCUAUAAAUCAGUCAUCAUUAAGCUCCAUAAUGGGGUUUAUAUAUGCAAUUUUGAAAAGAAGUUUAAAAUUUAUUAUAUAUUUAACACUAGUAUUAACUUUUAUAGUUUUAAUACCAAAUUUACCACCAUAUACUAAGUUUUCAAGCAUACCAUUAGCACCGGAACAGGAAAGAACUGGAGCAUUAGCAACAAAUGAUGCACUUAACAAUAUUCAAAAGUUGUAUGAAGGAAAGAUAUUGGGUCCAGAAGCAUUUCAAAUAUGGAAAAAUGAACUGUACACCUCUUUAGCAACAGGGGAAAUAGUAAAACUUUCACCAGGUGGCCAUGUAACAUUUGUUACCAAAAUUGGUAAACCUUGCACUGGCCUUAUACAAGAACAUAUUUGUGGAAGACCUCUAGGUUUUUAUAUUCAUGAAAAGAGUGGUACUUUGUAUGUAGCAGAUGCAUAUCAUGGUAUUUGGAAAGUGGAUCUUAAAACAGAUAGAAAACAGCAAUUGGUUUCACCAAAUGUGCCUAUAGAUGGUAGAAAGCCACAGUUGUUUAAUUCAAUAACUUUAGAUAAAAAUGGAGGUGUUUACUGGACUGAUUCCAGUAGUGAUUACAUGUUAAAAGAUGGAGUUUAUAUUGGUUUAUCAGACCCAUCUGGCAGGCUUUUCUAUUACAACCCAGCAACAAAAGAAAAUAAGGUUCUUCUUGAUAAUCUUUGGUUUCCAAAUGGUGUUGCCCUAUCUCCAGAUGAGAGCUUUGUUCUUGUUGUGGAAACACUAAAGCAAAGGUUACUUAAAUACUACAUAAGUGGACCAAAGAAAGGGAAGUCGGAAGUCUUUGUGGAUGGAUUGCCGGGUACUCCUGACAAUAUCCGUGCUCUACCAGAUAACUCUGGUAUACAGAUUGCUUUAUAUUCCGCUUCUGAUGAGAACAACCCAAUUAUAACAAGGAAUUUAGCUAGCUUACCGACAUUAAGGAAGCUCUUAGCACGUCUAUCUCGACUGAUAGAAAUACCAUUUGAGUACCUAAAUAGUCAAUUCCCUAAUCCAGUCUUUGAAGAAAUCGUAUACCAAAUUGGGCAUAUAGCAACCGCAACGCCAGUGGCCCCUGAUCUGACCGCCCUAUUGAUAUCCGAUUGGAAUGGAAAUAUUAUUGCCUCUUUCUACAACACCGAUAGCAAUGUGAAACAUAUAAGCGACGCUAUUGUUUUUAAUGACAAACUGAUGUUAGGAUCACCACAUAAACAAAACUUUGUCGCAGCUGUGCCGAUACCAGAAUUAUUAAAAAAGACAUAUUUUGCAAACGAAUUGAAAACAGAGGUACCCAAAGUUAAAGAUACACCUGUACAGAAGCCUACAGUACCUAAAGAAAUUCCAAAGCAUAGUACUACUACGACUACUACUCAAAAACCAACAACAGCUUCUACUAGUACUACCACUACCACAACCCCAAAACCACCAACAACUUCUACCACUACCACUACCCAAAAACCACCAACAACUUCCACCACCACCACAACCCAAAAACCACCAACAACUUCUACCACUACCACAACCCAAAAACCACCAACAACUUCUACCACUACCACAACCCAAAAACCACCCACAACUUCAACUACGGAAAAGCCAAUAACAACUACACAAAAACCUUCAACAAAACCAAUGCCACAACAAAAAGUUACCCCAACACAAAAAGAACCUGAAGUGAAACAAAAAAAGACUGAUAAUAUUGAGAAACCUAUGAAAUCAGAGACGCCACCGCAAAAACAACCAGAAAAUAAAGUAAAAGAGUCUCAACCAAACACAGCCAAGAAAGAGACUGGUAAAUCAAGUACAGAAAAACAAAAUUCUCCACCAGUUUCGAAACCAACAGAGUCUAAGGCUGAUAGUGGAAAAGUAAAUAAAAGUGAUAAUAAACCGAAAGCUGAAAAUACAAACAAAAAGCAGGACGAAAAUAUUCCAAAGAAAGAAAAACCUGUCCCAAGCACCAUACCUAUCGUAGAAGAAAUUGUUUCAGACACAGCAAAGCCAAAUAAAGAUAAAUUAAAGGUUAUCAAAAAAAGUGGACCAGAAGAAAUUCCAAACCCUCACAUAUAAAACUGGUUGUGAUACCCAGAAAAACUUUCUAAUUAAUUUUAAUUAAUCAUUCAUUAAUCUCAAGUAGACCCUGCCAUAAAUAGGUAGAGUCAUAAAUUUUUAAAUGACAUUUAUACAUUCCACUUCAUAAAUCGUAAUUUAUAUAUUUUGAUAACUUUUUAAAUUUGGUGUAAGAUGCUCUAGGAUAUAAGUAUUCACAAUUAUCUCAUUAAGAACAUUACAUAUUGAGUGCAAUAUAUUGUGAUGUUAUACAUUUGAAUAUUCAAAUACAUUACACUGGCAUGGUUGUAAUUUUUAUUGUAUAUUGGAGGAUUGGUAAUCGCUAUAAUUUUUUUAUUAUUUUUUUAUCUUCAUAGUGUCUUAAUUUCUAUUAAUGUUGUUGUCUAGUAUUGUUAGAGAUACAUUAUUUAUAUUGAUCAUAAAGA